AUGUCCCACCACGACGAACACCUCUCUGAAAAUGUCAGCAUUGUUCAACCUCCUGUUAACUUCUUCAAAAAGCGUCCAGAUGGUCUAGAACCCUACAUCAAAUCCUUCGAAGAAUACCAAACUCUAUACCAACAAUCAAUCAGAGAACCAAACAAAUUCUACUCUGAACAAGCAAGAGAACACUUGACUUGGUUCAAAGACUUUGACAUUGCUAAAUGGCCUGAGCAUGGUUUUGAAAACUCCUGGUUUGUUAAUGGUGAACUCAAUGCUUCCUACAACUGUGUUGAUCGUCAUGCCUUUAAGAACCCUGACAAACCUGCCAUUAUCUACGAAGGUGAUGAACCAGGCACUGGCAGAACUGUCACCUACGGUGAACUAUUGGAACUAACUUGUCGUGCUGCCCAAAUCCUUAUCAACAUCGGUAUCAAAAAGGGCGACACUGUCGCUGUCUACUUGCCAAUGGUCCCUGAAACUAUCGCUACUAUCAUGGCCAUCAACAGAAUCGGUGCAAUCCACUCUGUCGUUUUUGCUGGUUUCUCUGCUACUGCCUUAAGAGACCGUAUCAAUGAUGCCAAAUCCACUGUUGUUUUCACUGCUGAUCAAUCUGUUAGAGGUGGAAGAGCCGUUGAAACAAAAAGAAUUGUUGACCAAGCUAUCAAAGAAUGUCCCCAAGUCAAAAACGUUGUUGUCUUCAAAAGAACUGGCGACAAAUCUGUUCCUUUCGAUCCAAAAAUCGAUUUAUGGUGGCACGAAGAAAUCAUCAAGUACAAGCCUUAUGUCCCUCCAGUAGCUGUCAACUCUGAAGAUCCUCUCUACUUGUUAUACACUUCUGGUUCUACUGGUAAACCAAAGGGUCUUGUCCACACCACUGCUGGUUACUUGGUCAAUGCUGUCAUCAGUGCUAAAUACGUUUUUGAUAUCCACCCAGAAGACACUGUCUUUACUGCUGCUGAUAUCGGUUGGGUUUUGGGUCACACAUAUGUCGCCUAUGCUCCUCUAGCUAUUGGUGCCACUACUGUUAUGUACGAAGGUACUCCUGUUUACCCAACUCCAACAAGAUUCUGGGAUAUUAUCGAUGACUACAAAUGUACCCAAUUCUAUGUUGCUCCAACUGCUUUACGUUUGCUAAAAAGAGCCGGCGACCACCACAUUGCUCCUUAUGAUUUAUCUACAUUGCGUGCCUUGGGUACUGUUGGUGAACCAAUUGCUCCUGAUGUCUGGGAAUGGUACUACGAAACCAUCUCAAGAAAGAAAGCCUCAAUCUUAGAUACCUUCUGGCAAACCGAAACCGGUGGUCCAGUUCUUGGUCCUCUUGCUGGUGUUACUCCUUUGAAACCUGGUUCUUGUUCCUUCCCAUUCUUUGGUGUUGAAUGUGCCAUUUUAGAUCCUCAAAGUGGUGAGGAAUUAACAGGCAAUGAAGUUGAAGGUAUUCUCGCCUUCAAAACAUCCUGGCCAUCAAUUGCUAGAACUGUCUGGAAAGAUUAUAACAGAUACUUGGAAACUUACUUCAAACCUUUCCCAGGCUACUUCUUUACAGGUGAUGGUGCCGCUAGAGACAAAGAUGGCUUCUUCUGGAUCUUGGGUAGAGUUGAUGAUGUCGUUAACGUCUCAGGCCAUCGUCUUUCAACUGCUGAAAUCGAAGCUGCUAUCUUAGAAAACCCAGCUGUAGCUGAAAGUGCAGCUGUUGGUAUUCCAAACGAUUUAACUGGUCAAGCUGUUAUCAGUUUUGUUUCAUUAAAAGCCGGUGUCACUCCAGAACAAAUUGAAAAGACUAAAUUGGAAAUGAGAAUGACUGUUAGAAAAGAAAUUGGUCCAUUUGCUGCUCCAAAGGAAAUCUUCAUUGUUGAUGAUUUGCCAAAGACCAGAUCUGGUAAAAUCAUGAGAAGAAUCUUAAGAAAAAUCUUGGUUGGCGAAGAAGAUCAAUUAGGUGAUGUCAGUACUUUAAGCAACCCACAAUGUGUUGAUGAUUUGAUCAACCUUGUCAAAACCACUUACAGAAACAAAUAA
This is a messenger RNA of Ascoidea rubescens DSM 1968, 2007 nucleotides long. RefSeq names its product acetyl-CoA synthetase isoform. The transcript has a single exon. The record is from RefSeq and is a predicted model, not a curated record. Gene Ontology annotation, cellular component: cytosol. Gene Ontology annotation, molecular function: acetyl-CoA synthetase activity; AMP binding. The coding region runs from base 1 to 2007 and encodes 668 amino acids. NCBI's taxonomy places the organism in Eukaryota, Fungi, Ascomycota, Saccharomycetes, Ascoideales, Ascoideaceae.